Pelobates fuscus (common spadefoot toad) is the source of this 3315-nucleotide messenger RNA. It is a transcript of the gene SLC49A3, whose product is annotated as solute carrier family 49 member 3. Gene Ontology annotation, molecular function: transmembrane transporter activity. Bases 305 to 1741 code for a protein of 478 amino acids. The record is from RefSeq and is a predicted model, not a curated record. Lineage: Eukaryota; Metazoa; Chordata; Amphibia; Anura; Pelobatidae. The transcript is spliced from 10 exons. Gene Ontology annotation, biological process: transmembrane transport. Gene Ontology annotation, cellular component: membrane.
UGGGAGGAGCAGCUCUAUACCCGGCGCUGUGUCUGUGUGUAUCAUUCCGUGUAACAAGUGACCUAAUGCUGAAUAACAAUGUCUCACCGAGUCAAGUAAAGCCAGCGGCGGAUCCAGGCUGUAGCCUGAAACUCUUCUGUCAGCACGGAGCGAUUAGCUUUAUAGCAAAGCGUUGAUAGAAUCUGUGGGUUUAUCUAUAAACCUGACUGACUGGCUGGCUGGCUGGCACCAAGUAUGAGACGCUGGGAUUUAAUGAAGUGUUGACACCAGGACAGACUGUGAGUGUCCCAUACCCCAGCCUAAUAUGAGUGGAGCCACAUCAGAUAUGGGGGAUGAAACCAGGCAUCUCUUGGACCCUGAUUCGGAAAGAUGUCUGCAGCUAAGGAAGUUGGUGGAGUUUAAAGUUUACAAGAGAAGAUGGUUUUUCCUUGGGGUGGUGUGCCUUCUAAACUGCUCAAAUGCCAUGUUAUGGAUCAGCUUUGCACCGGUGGCCAAUUUUACAGCAAGCUUCUUCAAAACCACCCUGGACACCAUUAACUGGCUUGCUAUUGUAUAUGUUAUUAUAGCAAUACCAUUUGGCUUUGGAGCAUCAUGGCUUCUGGACACGUUGGGGUUAAAAUCUGCUGUUAUCCUGAGUUCUUGGCUCAAUAUGGUUGGAAGUUUAAUACGAUCUGCCAGUGUUAUCUACUUCCUCAAUACGCGUUCUAGUAAUCUCAUUUACUUAUUCAUAGGACAGUGUCUGUGUGCUGUAGCUCAGCCACUAGUUAUAUGUGUUCCAGCUAAGCUAGCAGCUGUAUGGUUCCCCGAGCAUCAAAGAGCAACAGCCAAUAUGCUUGCUGCAAUGUCAAAUCCAAUUGGCAUACUUUUAGCUAACUUAAUAUCACCGGCUAUUGUAACUGAGGAAACGUACAUUCCAGUUUUGUUUGGAAUAUAUGGCAUCCCUGCAGUAUUAGCGUGUGUCAUGGCAACUGCUGGAAUUUCAGAGAAAGAGCCUCCAACCCCACCCUCUGCAAGUGCAGUCAAUUUGGUGCCUGAGCCUUUUUUUUCUGGUUUAAAACAGCUAAUGACAAAUAAGGCUUACAUCAUCCUUAUGUUGAGCUUUGGAUCAGGUGUUGGUCUUUUCACAGCAUUUUCUUCAUUUCUGGAGCAGAUUUUGUGUUACAAGGGAUAUUCAAAUUUUUUUGCAGGUUUGUGUGGGGCCCUCUUUAUCUUCUUUGGUUUUGUUGGGGCUUUGCUAUGUGGAUUAUAUGUUGACCGAACAAAGAAGUUCACAGAAGUUGUCAAGAUAUGUUUCUGUCUUAGUUCACUAGCGAGUAUUGCUUUUGCAGUGGUAUCAAGCUUGCGGGAUCAGGCUGUUUGGCUGGGAAUUAUAUCUUUGUUAUUUGGAUUUUUUGGGUUUGCAGCAUACCCGAUAGCUAUGGAAUUAGCUGUUGAAUGUUCCCAUCCAGUUGGAGAAGGAACUUCCACUGGAUUAUCUUUCAUCUCAGGUCAGAUCCAGAGCUUGAUCUACAUGCUGCUCUUACAAAGUCUCACCAGAACAGUUGCUGCCUCUUCAUUAUCUUCAUGUGGUGAGGGCCAGAUUGAGAUAUCUGACUGGUCAGUUUCCACAUUGGUUAUGGCUGGCUUGGGCAGCUUGGGAUCUUGUGUCUUUGUCAUCUUCUUUCAUACGGACUACAAACGAUUACAAUUGGAAGGAAAGUCUACGGAUAAUGAAGAAAUCCCUGGUGUAGCAAGUUCUUAAUGUCUGUUUAUAGAGUCAUGUUUUUAUGCAAUACUGCUUUUUACUAGGCCAGUUACAAAGUGUCAUAUUAUGGGAUGAUGUGUAAUAUAUUUUUUAAAUCAUUUACAUUAGGCAUAUGUGCAAUUAUUAUCUAGACCUUUAUUUCUAACCAGUCUGCAAGGAUUUCUGGCUACACAGCAAAUAUGCAUUUUUCUAACACCCAAAAACACUCUUCAUGCCUCCUUGAGUAAUUCCAUACAUGUAUGUUCCCCAUAACAUGUAUAAGGAGUUAGCUUUUGUUACCUUUUUUGCACUAGUGAAGAGGCUGGUAGCAGUAGCUGGUAAUCGGAAGUAACAUGGUCGGAAACCAGUUGCGAAGUUCAAGCUUUCAUUUAAAUGGCUUCGUCAAUAAGCAAAACUGUCUUUUCUCGGGUACAGAAAAUGCACGGAUAUUUCAUCAGCACCAAUUGCACCCUUUCAAAUGCACCUUCUGGAGGUGAGUGGCCUUGCAGGAAGUUACCAGCAGAAAUUCGAGCACUAGAGCAGCAAACAUUAACUAAGGUUAUGAACAAUGCAAUUGAAAGAGCCUGACUUUGCUAUGCAGCAAAAAUGGAGCUCAUUUAAAAGAUGUCAUCUUCUGUACAUAGUCAAACAAAUCUCUAUACAUUAAGCAUUCAUUGUAUGCAAUAUCAUUGAACUUGGUUAAUUAAUAAAAAUAAAUAAAACAAUUAUUGACUCUUCAACCUUACCCUAAAUUUUCGCCCACCCUGUAGAAACAAGAUUGUAAUAAAGUCCUUAUAGACUCCUGGUUUCCUGGGAGCAUUUAUAUCGUUGUACGUCUCAUCCCAAUGCAGUAAUGUUGUUUGAGAAGUACAAAGAUCACGUGAGUAGCUAAAAAUCAUCUUAGAUAAUAUAUAUUUUUAAAAUUGUACACAAUGCUGUACCUUGAGUAAAUUUGCACUUGUGUAAUAAUUAUUAUUAAUAGGCAGCUAAACCAGCUUUAAAUACGUAUAAAAAAAUGAUUUACCUGGUUAUGUAUUUAAUUAUUUCAGAUAGAGGCUUAAACUCUAAAGGGACUAAAUAAGAGAAGCCCCAAAUUUGAGGUUUCUACACCUAAAUGAUUAUUUCAUAUCUUCCCUAUUUCCUCAUCUACCAGCAGUUGCUCAGCAUAUUAAUACUUUUGUUUAUGUACGUAUCAUUUUCUGUUGUGGCAGGGUCAAGGGUUUCACUUCUUUGUUGGUAGGUAUUCAGUAGUGGCCUGUGUACGAGUCAAUGGAGUUCUCUCUAGACUGGUUAUAAUCGGGAAUGGUACUCUGCAGGGAUUUCUUCUCUCCCUGCUCCUUUUGAUUCUCUCUCUAGAUAGGUGCAGUUAAUGCUAGAGAUUGCGUAUCUGGCUUUCCCGGGCAGUGGAGUAAUGCGCCUUAUGUGGCUGCCCUGUUUGGAGUAUAUGCACAAAACGCACAACUUAGGGAGGUGAUCCCCAGAGAGUUCAGUGAUGGCCCUGGCACCUUUUCUCUUUAUCUAAAGACGUGCUCUUCCACUGUAACCCACCUCCAUACGGUUUAUAGUGUCUGCCCUCUGACCUUUAAACCCCA